AUGCGGCAGGGGGUAGAGCUUCACCAUCCUUUGGGUAGCAGAGCCGCGGCUCUGAUCCAGCGAGCAUGCGUGCCAGCAGCCGCGCUCCGGGGAAGGGGCGGCGAGCUCCCGCUGGCCCCGGUCCAGGCCGCCUGUUCCGAGGCUUGCGUGGCCGACUUCUCCAGUCCUGCUCAGCCUCUGCUGCUCAGAGGCUCCUUCCGGAGAGAGGCUGGGUUUGGCAAGGUCCAGGAAUAG
Messenger RNA from Rangifer tarandus platyrhynchus (Svalbard reindeer), 234 nucleotides. Lineage: Eukaryota; Metazoa; Chordata; Mammalia; Artiodactyla; Cervidae. The record is from the annotation of a GenBank genome assembly.